UUAACUUUACAAUUUUUUUGGAUAAGAUUUAUUUAUCUAUUCGCUUUGCUAGUGCUAGUAAAAUAAUUCGUUUUAUUUGAAUGGUAAUAGAGAUAUUCAAAAUAACUACACCCAAGUUCAUAUUUAUACACUUUGAAAUGCAAUGACUGUCUUAGUUUAUUAUGGUCAGAGGUGUUAUUAUUGAUCUGGUUUCAAGUGACUGUAAUUAGACAUUACUGUAGUUAAUCCAGGCCACGGUUAGGUUUCCAUGGCAACUUGAGUGAUGGCGGCGCUGCAGGCGGGUUCACAACACGGAAGCGGGAAGUGAAAAUUGAAGAAAGGAAACAAAUUGAGUAAAUAUUUAAUAGUACACUGUCGUAGUUUAGUGUGCCCUGUGUUUGAGGUUAAAUACGAAACCAUGUCGGCCAAAUGUAGCUAAUUAAAUCAAUGUCGAUAACAUUUAUCCGAUGUUUUUAAAACGAUUACAAUGGCGGUGGACAAACGCGAUCUAAAACGUGAUGUUUUUCGGAAGGUGAAAAGUUUUCUACCUGUCUUUGAGAUAGCAAGUGCUACUGCUGUAAUAACUGUGAUAUCGAUCGCUUUAUUCCUCACCGCCGCCUGCUUUAAUGUUGAUCCACGUGUUUUUGGAUUGGAGCACACGGCUGUAGCGGAUUUGCGUGUGUACAAGCUGUUGACCUACACAUUCCUCCACGCAGACCUGCCCUCGCUCGUGUGUAACAUCGCUAUCCUCUGGUACUUUGGCAGUGAGUUGGAGAAGAGCGUGGGCACAGUCAAGUACUGCUACCUCUUUGUUGUGUUCUCUGUUGCGUCGGGAUUGCUCUGCUUGCUCCUGGACUACAUCGUGUACGGUGUGGAAGGCAGUGGAGUCAUCAGCGGGUUUACCUCCGUGGUGUUUGCCAUGAUUGGCAUGAGCAGUACCCGGUCCAGGAUGAGGCGUGCCUUGCUGUUCGGGGUCAGCGUCCCCACAGUCCUGGCGCCCUGGGUUCUCCUGCUCAUUGCAUUUGUAGUGCCCGGGACGGCGUUUCUCUGUAAUGUCAGUGGGAUUGUGGUGGGCGAGAUCUACGGCGUGGGCUUGUGUUUCAUCCUGGAUUUAUCAGAGUCGAGAGCGUCGA
Molecule: messenger RNA, 1112 nt
Organism: Polyodon spathula (Mississippi paddlefish)
Lineage: Eukaryota; Metazoa; Chordata; Actinopteri; Acipenseriformes; Polyodontidae
Gene: rhbdd2
Product: rhomboid domain containing 2
Exons: 3
Cellular component (GO): membrane
Molecular function (GO): serine-type endopeptidase activity
Source: RefSeq, a predicted model, not a curated record